Aspergillus tanneri is the source of this 2856-nucleotide messenger RNA. Its product is annotated as putative integral plasma membrane protein. Gene Ontology annotation, cellular component: endoplasmic reticulum. The record is from RefSeq and is a predicted model, not a curated record. NCBI's taxonomy places the organism in Eukaryota, Fungi, Ascomycota, Eurotiomycetes, Eurotiales, Aspergillaceae. The transcript is spliced from 8 exons. Bases 1 to 2856 code for a protein of 951 amino acids. Gene Ontology annotation, biological process: GPI anchor biosynthetic process; fungal-type cell wall organization.
AUGGCACCCAGGUAUAAAGAUGGGGACGCCGUUGUAGCGCAGGUGAACGGAAAAUGGGUGUCCUGGGCUCAUACUGCCGUAGCGUACACGGCAUUUUUCAGCGCCCUGAUCGUAGGAAUGGCCCUACAUUUCCGGAAGAUCGUGCAGAACGAACACUACGGCUAUCCGGAUGAAUGGUUCCCUUCUGUUUCGGCCACGAUUGGUGAUCGCUAUCCCGAACGAUCUUUCUUCCAAGUCUUUAUCGCCAUCACCUCGGGUCCUCGAUUCGCCCUCGUGUUCCUUUGGUACCUCCUGACCUCGCGCCCAAACUCUUCGCUUCCCAAGAUAGUUGCUGGUGUUGGACUGUUCCGGACCUUUACUUGUGGUGGUUGGACCUAUGUGACAUCCACAGAUGAUCAUGAUUGGCAUGACAUCUUCAUGAUCUCUUACCUGGUUGCGACGCUACCGUGGACACUCGGCUGCCUGGCUUUGAGUCCCAACAAUCGACGGGCCCUCAAGUACCGAAAGGUUCUGGCGAGCUUGUUUUUCGGUACUUUGGUGCCAUUGAUCUACUACUUCAUCCAGCACAAAGUCCAUAAGGUUCCCGGGGCGUACACCAAAUACGCAUUUUUCGAGUGGUCCCUGAUUCUGUUCGACGUGGGUUUCGAUGCGGUUACUGCGUUGGACUUUGAUACCUUUGAAAUUGUGGUGAGGGACGUUAAAGGAAUCAGCAGAGGGCAGUUGAAGACCACCGCGGACUCCAUCCUUGAGAAAGACCAGGAAGGGCAAGCCUGUUGGAAACACGUUUGGCGAGGUUUUUUCUGGGCCGAAGUCAUCGAUGCAGCAGCAGAUGUCUACAACGGGUUUGUCUUCUGGUCCAACUGGACGGCUCUUGGGCUCCUUGUCUGGUACUUUCCUCUUUGGCACAUGGGCAUUUCCGGCUACGAAGCCGCCAUUGUAUGCUAUGCCGCGCCGCUUCUUUUCGCGAUUCCUGGCCUGAGAACCGCAGUCGCCAAGAAACCUAUAUAUUUCCAUUUCCUGUCGCUUUCUGGACUUCUUGCCUAUAAAGUGCAAACCCCUGCCAACCGACUUUUCGUAACAGGCUUUGCUGUCUGCUGUGGCGGACUCACAUGGACUGCUAUGCUGUAUUCGGACCGGGGGAACAACGCCAGACUAGAGUCUCGUAUCACCGCAUGGGCUAUGGGAUUAAUCUUAUCGAGCAUUGCCAAGUUUGCUUGCAAAACUAACAACCCGAUUUGGCCAACCAUGCAUGCUGGAAAUGGUGGAUGGAAUAAGCUAGGCUUGCUCCUUGCGAUCCUUGCUGUUCUGAGGGUACACAGGAGAGGACCGACUAGCGGAGGCGAUUAUUUGCCUCCGAGCACUAAGAAAGGCUCUCCAGUGAUGGCUGGUUUGGGCAUUGGUGCCUUGACCUUCCUAAUGCAUUCCCUUCUGUCUGAUUCGAGCACCAUGAUUUCCUGGGUUUGGGAGGGGUACCCUGUGCGAGGGCCUAUCGCAGUGCCUCACGGAGCACUUACGAUCUUCGCAAUGGGCGCCGGUCUUAUCUUUGGCCUCUACUGCCCUGCUCUACUUGGAAGCUGGACUGCAUUUGGAAUUGGUUCCCUCGGCGCCACUCUACUGACUUGUUACAGUAACUGGACCGGAUUCUAUGGCGGCCUUAUCCUCGCUUUCUACACUUUGGCAGUAACCCCAGUUUUGCUUUCUUCUGCCGUGCGUCAUUCUCCACUCUCAACAUUCGGAGUUGGCGGAAUCUUGUUCAUGUUCCUGGUUCUCUUCCACGUAUGGGUUGUCGCCUACGCCUUUGUUCCUGGUGGACCUCUCGUCCGUGAGCAUACUGACUGGGUUAUGAUCACCACCAUGCUGUCCAUUGGUGCAGGUGUCUUUUCGGCUGCUGUGACGAACUCCUCAAACCGACAGAGCAAAACAAUUAGUCCAGGUGGACGGAGACAGCGGUCGUACUACAUCUAUGUCCUUGCGGCGUUGCAGCUGUUUUCCGUAGCCGUUGCAUACCUCCGCUUCCCCACAAAUGAUUACGUCCCCUAUCACAAGGAGGACAAAAUUGCAACUGUCGGUAUCUGGACAGUCCACUUUGGCCUUGACAACGACAUGUGGUCUUCUGAGCAGCGCAUGCGCCAGGUCAUCGAGGAACUCGAACUGGACGUGAUUGGUCUACUUGAGUCUGACAAUCAGCGAAUCAUCAUGGGCAAUCGCGAUAUCACCCAAGUUCUGGCCGAGGAGAUGGGCAUGUAUGCAGACUUUGGACCUGGCCCUAAUAAGCAUACUUGGGGUGCCGCCCUCCUUUCCAGGUUCCCGAUUGUCAACUCUACCCAUCACCUCCUGCCGUCACCUGUCGGCGAACUUGCCCCUGCCAUUCACGCCACUCUGGACAUGUACGGUGAACUGGUUGAUGUCGUGGUUUUCCACUCAGGGCAAGAGGAAGAUCCUGAAGAUCGUCGCCUUCAGACAGAGUACCUGUCGAAGUUGAUGGGCGCGUCCCCUCGUCCGCUGAUUUUGCUCAGCUACUUGGUUACCAAACCGCUGGAGGGCAACUACAACACAUACGUCAGUGAUCUCAGCGGUAUGAAGGAUAUUGACCCUACAGACUGGGAUCGGUGGUGUGAGUACAUUCUGUAUAAGAAACUGAAGAGAACUGGCUAUGCUCGCGUCAGCCGAGAUUCUAUCACGGACACGGAGAUCCAGGUUGGUAAGUUUGCGAUUGGGGAGCCCGAACCAGAGAACGAGAUGCGGAUUCCGGAGGAAAUGGUACCUCAAGGUCUACAAUUCCCUGCGCUAUUCCGCGGCCAAGGAGUCCGCGGUCACCGCUAUCAUGUCUUUGACGAGCCAAGAUACUGGCAAUGA